Molecule: messenger RNA, 1687 nt
Organism: Loxodonta africana (African savanna elephant)
Lineage: Eukaryota; Metazoa; Chordata; Mammalia; Proboscidea; Elephantidae
Product: olfactory receptor 5M5-like
Exons: 1
Coding region: 710-1648 (312 amino acids)
Biological process (GO): sensory perception of smell; G protein-coupled receptor signaling pathway
Cellular component (GO): membrane
Molecular function (GO): odorant binding; olfactory receptor activity; G protein-coupled receptor activity
Source: RefSeq, a predicted model, not a curated record
GCCCCCUUUUGUGGAAAGGGAACCCUAGUGGUGCAGUGGUUAAGAGGAUGACUGAUAACCAAAAAAAGUUUGGCAGUUCGAAUCCAUCAGCCACUUCUUGGAAAUCUAUGAGGCGGUUUUUUUUGAGUCAAAAUUGACUCGAUGGCAACUUUUUUUUUUUUUUGAUUGUGGAAUGGGGAAAUUUCUUUCAGUAUGUGUGCUGACUUUUGUUAAGGGAACACCUAGGGAAGCUGACUUAAACACAGGGAAUCCUUUAAAACCCUCUUUACCAGACUUCUUUCUUAGUCACAUGUUUAAGGCUAUACAUUGCAUUAUAAAUAUCACUUUCAAAGAAUCAAACAUUUUGAUAUAGGUCUAUGACAUAAAAAAAACAUAACAUGAUAUAAUUUUAAUUAUGAUUCAGUUCUAAUGAUUUAUAAAUUGUUAUUUUAAUUUCUUAGAAAUGUUAUUGAAAUUUUUUUAAUUUCCCAACUUUUAAAUUUUAUGAGUUAAUUUUAUAGUGUGAUCACAAAAUACAGACUGAAUAAAAUCUAAUUGUUUCAAAUUUGCUUCUACUUGCUUCCUAGUCUAACAUGUGAUCAAAUUUUGUAAAUGUUUCAUGGAACUUUUACAUAAGGUGCAAUAUUUAACCAAGGUUUCAAUGAUUAAGACAUACUUUCAUAUCUCUCCUUAGACAAUAAAACCAAAGCCUCACGUAUGAGACAAAGACAUGUCCAGAAGAAACUACACUGAAGUGACAGAAUUUAUUCUUUUGGGUCUAACAAGCCACCUGGAGCUGCAAGUUGCCUUCUUUGCACUGUUUCUUGUGGUCUACAUAGUCACUGUGAUAGGAAACCUGGGCAUGAUUGUUUUAAUCAGAGUAGAUUCCCGACUUCACACUCCCAUGUACUUUUUUCUCUCAAGUUUGUCUGUGUUAGAUCUCUGUUUCUCCACGAAUGUCACUCCCAAAAUGCUAGAGAAUUUCUUAUCACAGAAGAAGACCAUCUCAUACGCAGGUUGUUUGAUGCAAUGCUAUGUUGUCAUUGCUGUGGUCCUUACAGAGCACUGCAUGUUGGCUGUCAUGGCAUAUGACCGCUACAUGGCUAUCUGUAACCCACUGCUCUACAGUAGCAAGAUGACCAAGAGUGUCUGUGUCCGCCUGGUCAUUGCCCCUUAUGUCUAUGGCUUCCUCCUAAGUGUGAUGGAAACCUUGAGGACCUACAACCUGUCCUUCUGUGGUGCUAAUGAAAUUAACCAUUUCUACUGUGCUGACCCCCCUGUUAUCAAGCUGGCAUGCUCUGACACCUAUAGCAAAGAGUUGUCCAUGUACAUAGUAGCUGGCUACAGCAGUGUUCAGUCCCUCCUGAUCAUCCUCACAUCCUACAUGUUCAUUCUUGUUACGAUCCUCAGAAGCCAUUCUGCUGAGGGCAGAAAAAAGGCUUUUUCCACAUGUGGCUCCCACCUCACCGUGGUCACCAUCUUCUAUGGGACCCUCUUCUGUAUGCAUUUGAGACGCCCCACAGAGGAGUCUGUAGAGCAGGGUAAAAUGUUGCCUGUGUUUUAUACCACAGUGAUCCCCAUGCUGAACCCCAUGAUCUAUGGCCUCAGAAACAAAGAUGUGAAAAAGGCCUUGAGAAAAGCAAUACGGAAACAAAAACUGGGGAAGUAAAAGUGUUACGCUACCAUUUAAAAAAUCCUUGAAGUACUA